Molecule: messenger RNA, 8798 nt
Organism: Microcebus murinus (gray mouse lemur)
Lineage: Eukaryota; Metazoa; Chordata; Mammalia; Primates; Cheirogaleidae
Source: RefSeq, a predicted model, not a curated record
AGAGACAUAUGCCUGGCAGUCUGGUGGAUGAUACAACCAUGGGCUGUACCCCUAGGCCCCUUAUUUAGUCUUUGGGUUUGUCUCACUCUGAAUAUUCUAGAAAAGUAGUUUAUGGGAAAAACAGGCAAUGCCUGCAGGGAGAACCUAACAUAUAGAUCUUCCAGGCGUUUAGAAAAGACAGGAGCAUAAUAAAGGAACAUGCAGUCACUUCUUGGGCACUGGUAUGCCACUACUUCUGGGCGGUGUAAAAUGUUAGGGCCAGGACUGUGUGAACAGUUAAAGGAAGGGAGUGGCCAGUAGGUGGCGUUAACUGGCCCAGCACGAGUCCCAUCGAAGUCAAGAAUACUCUGCAGGGGAAAAAAGUUGGGACAGCCAGCCUGGGAAGGAGUGUGAGGAGAAAAGAACUUGGGCGUUUUAUGAAAGCAUGUGAGAAGGGAAGAGGCGGCGCAGUCCUCUCUGGCUGGCUUGGAAUACUCUUAGUUCUGCCUUUUGGGUCUAAUCCUCCUUUCUUACCCCUCCCCCCACCUAUGUUAACUUUGAUGGGUGGUGAGGGUGAGUUGGGGCCCGGAGGGGGAAACCCAGGAACGUCGCACGCUUCUAGCCGCUCCCUUGCGGGUCCGAGCCGGGAUUCUGACGGCUAACUGUGGUCUUUCCCGUUGCAAGCUGCAGCUGCCAGCGCGAGCCAGGCUACCGAUAUUUGCGAUUAGUAUUGGGGGUUCGUUCCCUUUCCCUAGCGUCCGGUGAAGCCAGAACACACGGCGACUCGGGCCCCCCGGUAACGCCCGCAGCGCUUGCCGGCGCGGGACUAACUCAACGCCCGGACUACGUCCCCGCGGUGCCCGCCCCGCUCCUCCGGAUUACCAAUUGGAGGCUGGAGCUCAGCCCCCAGAUCGCUUAAACCAACCAGAAGCGCCAGGGAGAGGCGGAGCCACUGUCCCCUCCUUCCUCCGGAAAGCGGAAGCGGAAGUGACGUUCGGGGAAGGUGGGGGCAAUCAUGGUGCCGCUGGGGAGGGGAGAAGCUGCUGCUGCCGCCGUUGCCGGGAGCCGCGGAGACAGGUCAUUACCUUUUCAUUUCUCACAAUUGGGCUGAGCACAAUUGAACCAUGGGGGAACACAGUCCAGACAACAACAUCAUCUACUUUGAGGCAGAGGAAGAUGAGCUGACCCCCGAUGAUAAGAUGCUCAGGUUUGUGGAUAAAAAUGGACUGGUGCCUUCCUCAUCUGGAACUGUUUAUGAUAGGACCACUGUUCUUAUUGAGCAGGACCCUGGCACUUUGGAGGAUGAAGAUGAUGAUGGACAGUGCGGAGAACACUUGCCUUUUCUAGUAGGGGGUGAAGAGGGGUUUCACCUAAUAGAUCAUGAAGCAAUGUCCCAGGGUUAUGUGCAACACAUUAUCUCACCAGAUCAGAUUCAUUUGACAAUAAACCCUGGUUCCACGCCCAUGCCAAGAAAUAUCGAAGGUGCAACCCUCACUCUGCAGUCGGAAUGUCCAGAAACGAAACGUAAAGAAGUGAAGCGGUACCAGUGCACCUUUGAGGGCUGUCCCCGCACCUACAGCACAGCAGGCAACCUGCGUACCCACCAGAAGACUCACCGAGGAGAGUACACGUUUGUCUGUAAUCAGGAGGGCUGUGGCAAGGCCUUCCUUACCUCUUACAGCCUCAGGAUCCAUGUGCGAGUGCACACGAAGGAGAAGCCAUUUGAGUGCGACGUGCAGGGCUGUGAGAAGGCGUUCAACACACUGUACAGGCUGAAAGCACAUCAGAGGCUUCACACAGGGAAAACGUUUAACUGUGAAUCUGAAGGCUGCAGCAAAUACUUCACCACACUCAGUGAUCUGAGGAAGCACAUUCGAACCCAUACAGGAGAAAAGCCAUUUCGGUGUGAUCACGAUGGCUGUGGAAAAGCAUUUGCAGCAAGCCACCACCUUAAAACUCACGUCCGUACACAUACUGGUGAAAGACCCUUCUUUUGCCCCAGUAAUGGCUGUGAGAAAACAUUCAGCACUCAAUACAGUCUCAAAAGUCACAUGAAAGGUCACGAUAACAAAGGACACUCAUACAAUGCACUUCCACAACACAAUGGAUCAGAGGUAUGCAGUGUUCUUGUCUCUUGUUUUGAUCUGGGCACCAUAGAACAUCAAGAUGGUAAUGUAUGUUACUUUGAAAUAGGAGAAGGUAGAAACAAGAGGCAGCUCAGAAGAUCAUUCGAGUACUGGGGCUCUGAAUAUGCUCUUUUUGGUGAAGAACCGUCUGAGGAUAAAGAGUUUCACAUCUCUGUCUUUCUCCAACAGACACAGGGCCAGGACCUCAGCACAGUUUCACCAGCAGUCAUCUUUGAGUCAAUAUUCCAGAAUUCAGAUGAUACAGCAAUCCAGGAAGAUCCACAACAGACAGCUGCCUUGAUUGAAAGUUUUAAUGGUGAUGCAGAGUCAGUCAGUGAUGUUCCGCCAUCCACAGGAAAUUCAGCAUCUUUAUCUCUUCCACUUGUACUGCAGCCUGGCAUCUCCGAGCCACCCCAGCCUCUACUACCAGCUUCAGCUCCGUCUGCUCCGCCUGCUCCCUCCCUAAGAACUGGUUCCCAGCAAGCUGCAUUUGGCAACCCCCCUGCUCUCUUGCAACCUCCAGAAGUGCCUGUUCCCCACAGCACACAGUUUGCUGCUAAUCAUCAAGAGUUUCUUCCGCACCCCCAGGCACCACAGCCCAUCGUACCGGGACUUUCUGUUGUUGCUGGGGCCUCUGCAGCAGCAGCAGCGGCAGUGGCAUCAGCUGUGGCAGCACCAGCCCCACCACAAAGUACUACUGAGCCCCUGCCAGCCAUGGUCCAGACUCUGCCCCUGGGUGCCAACUCUGUCCUAACUAAUAAUCCCACUAUAACCAUCACCCCAACUCCCAACACGGCUAUCCUGCAGUCCAGUCUGGUCAUGGGAGAACAGAACUUACAAUGGAUAUUAAAUGGUGCCACCAGUUCACCACAAAACCAAGAACAAAUUCAGCAAGCAUCUAAAGUUGAGAAGGUGUUUUUUACCACUGCAGUACCAGUAGCCAGUAGCACAGGGAGCUCUGUACAGCAGAUUGGCCUCAGUGUUCCUGUGAUCAUCAUCAAACAAGAGGAGGCAUGUCAGUGUCAGUGUGCAUGCCGGGACUCUGCAAAGGAGCGGGCGUCUAGCAGGAGAAAGGGCUGUUCUUCCCCACCCCCUCCAGAGCCGAGCCCCCAGGCUCCUGACAGGCCCAGCCUGCAACUACCACCGCAGACUUUUUCCUCACCUCCUGUCCCCCUGUCGUCAUCCUCCACCGUGCCCUCCUCCUGUGAGCAGAGCAGACAAGUACAGACUCCUUUAGACCCUCAUACAGAAACAUUAAGUGCCAUGGAUGUGUCAGAGUUUCUGUCCCUCCAGAGCCUGGACACCCCAUCCCAUCUGAUUCCCAUCGAAGCACUGCUGCAGGGGGAGGAGGAGAUGGGCCUGGCCAGAGGCUUCUCCAAGUGAAGGCCCACGCGUGCUCACCUCCUGGACAGGAGGCGAGCAGGAGGCAGUGGGUGUGAUUCCUGCCAUCAUGGGUCAGAAAAUUUGAAGGAUGAAGAAAUCUGUUUGAAAUCCUCACCUUUCAGAUGUAUUUUCUUUGUUCACAUCCCAGGAGCAUCCAUUUUAAGGAACUAAUCUUUGGAAAAAAACAAAAAACAACAAAAAAAAAGCUAAGUUAUAAAUGAACUGUUUGGCUGCACUGUAUGUCACUUUUGCUUGUCAUGUGAACUUGGAAAUUAAGGUUACUCGUAUGCAUAAAAAUUCUAAAUGAAAGGAUGUGGUUUCCAUCUAUCUGGUACUGCCCAUCACUUGCACUGGGGUCUUUGUGGAUUGGGCAGGAGAGUUCAGUGUGUUGGGUGUUGCUCCUCCCUGUGUGUCUUUUGAUUCUGAGGCUGACUUUUGCUCGGAAGGCCAGACCCUUGCUCCAUCAGAGAGGGCAGUGGCAAAGGCCAACGAGACAGCUGUGAGUUAGACAGAGUUCGGUGAGAUGGCCUUGUUUGCGCUUGGUGUCAGUGGAGCUCAGGGUGGAUAACGUAGGGGUCAUCCUGCAGCCCUCUUCAGCACAAAUGGGCAGCUUAAGGCCUGGCCCACAGGCUGCUGGCAUGACCCGGUUCUGCAGAGGCCCUAGGCAAGUUGUUGACUGCUGUCUAUCGAUGACGUGUGUACAGAGCAGGCUCUAGCAACACGAUCACAGUCUUUACCUUCCUGGUUCUUUCCGUUUCUCAGUUGCCAGGGCUUGCAAAUUGCAGUGAAUUUUCCUUGGAGAACAUCCCUGUUUAUGUCCUAGGGUAAACAUGUGGUGUAUGGCCAGCUGCCGGUCGGUGGUCUGCCUUCCUUUUAAUGGUAUUUGCUUCCUCAGAGCAGAAGGGCUGCAUUUUGCUUAUCAGGAGAAGGUGCAGAUUUAAGGGAGUUGGUAUGAGGUGGCAUGUAAUUGGCAGGCCAGGUGUCCUGGUUCGAGGUUCUAGCCAGGCUUUGGUUGCCCCCUCCCAUCUCUGCCCCACAUCCCUCUGGAUUUUGCAUACAGCCUAGUACAGUGCAAACGAGAAUGUGACUUGCUCGGCUUAGUCAUGUGAUUUCUAAAAAAGAAAAACAUAAAACGAUGAUCUUCUACUCAGGGUAAAACAAAACAAAAAAUUCCCCUUCCACCAAAAAGCCUGAAAUGUUGCAAUAAGUUAUCUCAUUUGGAAUGUUUCAUUAAGUUGUGUUAUAGGAAAAAAAAAUUGUGUGUGUGUGUGUGUAUAGAAUUAUAUCCAUCUGUCUGCCUUUGGCUCCAAGUCAUUGCCUCUUAAAAUAAAACAUAAAAUACAAUCCACACUAGAAUGGAAAGUUUGUCUCAACUGGCUAUAUUAAUAUAGUCAUGAGUGCUCACCAAAUUCACCAAGCUUAGAAGCUAGGCAUGGCCCGAGGUGUGGAAUAGGCCUGUGCCUCCAAAGAGCCUUUGCCUGCCUUGUGUGAAUAGCAGUGUUCCACAAACAGGGCUGUUCUUCUGAGUCAACAGUGUCAGGCAGAAGGCAGCCGUAACUUUGCCUUGCAUUUCCACUCCCUAAUGUAAGGAAAUCUUCAUUGGUCACUCCCCUGUUCUUUGAGCCAUUGCUCAGGGCCAGCCAACAAUAUGCAGAGCAGAUAAUUUACCUUGGAGCCAGAGGCCCUACCUUCAUCCAGGAUGUUCAGGGACAGACUUGGACCAGAGGGCAGUGGUGGUGAAUGUUGUUACUGCCAUGAGGAGAAAUGGGCUUAACUACAACCAACUGACUUCUCACUCCAGUAGUCUAGCUAGGAGAAUUAAUUACUUUUUGACUUUCUGCAAUCCCCUCCCCAAAAGGCUGGUGGGUUCUAGGGACCAUGGACCUCAGCAGAAGUUGGAAAGGCAGGAGGAAUCUUCUGUUACCACAGUGGGUUAGUCCUCCUGGAAAACCAACUGCUGAGCCCAAGUUAUCCUUGGCUGCCUCUGGGCCUUGCAACCAUAAGAAGCUUUGAGGUUGGGCCCUUGCUGUUUACAACUUUUAAGAGAGUAGUGGAUGGGACCCCAACGUUAGCCUGUCCCAGAGAGCAGUAAUGACUGUCUCAUUUGUCCAUUCUAUGUUUAGGUGAUGUUUGGGCUCCCUGGGAGCUGAGGCAGGACUAGGAGCCCCGGGAAAGACAUUUGAGGUGUCUAUGGUUUAUAUAUUGUUUCUUCCUGGCUAGCCAGGGCUGUGCUUAUGUUGGGCACUACCCAGGUCAGUGGCCUUUCUACUCUCCGAAGACUGGGGGUGAUGAAGAAGCAUCUUAAUCAGUGUUUAGCUUGACAGAUUUUUCCAGCUGAAGAAGUUUAAGUAUCUGCCUUUUGAGAGUGAUUUUAGAUUACAAGAGAGACUAUCAGAUCUUAAUCAGCUUUUGAAAAAUCAGGAAUGUGCUUAAAAUGCCAGUGAGUGGUUGUGAAGAGAUUUAUUCCCCAGGGUAGGCAGUCUUUCCCUCCUCUCCUGGUGCUUCCCCCCCCCCAUCCUUCCAUAAGCCUGGCCUCUAAUGCCAAGGACCUUGGAGAAGAGAGGGCCCUUGCCUAAACUGUAGCCAGAAAGAACCUUCAUGGAGAGUGGUUUUCCAAACCUGGGAAUGAACUGAGAGGGAAUUUAGGGGGGGUCUGCAGAAGUCUAGCAGGUAAAUCAAGCCUUUUUUUCUUCCCAUGGUAAACUUAACCAUUUUCACCCUGUAGAUUUAUACUUCGAGCUCCCACUAGCCUCUCCAGGUAGACUGCCCCUUUAAAGGGUGCUCAGCACCAGGGAUUGAUGUUCAUGGGUUUAGGAGGUGGUAAGGAAACUCUGGCUGGCACCACCAAACUGCCUUAGUGAAAUUGGCCCUUCCCAGGCAAAUAGGUAUGGGGGGGGAGCAUUGAGGGAAGGUGGCCCAGUCUUUCCUGGCAGGGUCUGGCCACUCUUGUGGGGGCACCACUAGUUUGGUGACAGAAGUGGUGUCAUUUAUUGAAUUCCACCUUCUUUUAGAAGGAGAUCAUGGUACAAAGCCCAGGAGGGGCCUUAAGAUGUGAAGACUUCUCUGGGUAGAAGGGAAGGGGCAUCUCUUUCACCUCUGGGAAAGACGGUAGAUUGGAGAGUUUUAUUUUCAGGGUCAAGGCUGUGGACUGAUGGGGAUAAUGGAAGGUGGGUGAGUUUUCCUGAGAGACUCUGUAUAAUGCUGAAUGUGUCCAGAGGGACAAGUUUGCAGAACCUCAUAUUGGUAUAUUAAAGAAAUAAUAAAAUAAAAAAGCACUUUAGGUUAUUUUAUCUUUAACCCAAUUGCUGCAAUUUCUUUUGUGUAUAUAUAUACAUAUAUAUACUUUCCACAAAGUUUUAUUUUUUGCUCAGAAUAAAAAGUUAAAUUGAGGUGUGAAAAGAAAAGCACUUACCUUGGUGCAAUAUGUGUAGCUUGACAGUCGUUGUCCCAUGUGGCCCUGGCCUGGCCGCGUUUUUCCACUUGAACAGCCCUGUGCUAUGAGGUUGUUCAUAGGGAAACACUAUUAUGCAUUCUCCGCAACUGCUCAAUCUAUGCAAGCCUUCCCUGUGUGCCCCGGGGCGCCCCUCAGGCUCUCUGAAGAUCUGCUGUGGGUCCUGUUUUCCUCUGCUGACUGUUGAGGCCCAUUUUCAUCACCUCUUGAUCCCUUGCCAUCUUUCCCCUCUUCACUGCAAAGUGAUGCCUGAAAGGAAGGAACAGGUUGUUCCUAGGUAGAAACCUGGCACCUUCUAGACUUUUAUAUUUAUAAUCAUGUCCAUUGUCCUUAAUCUUAAAGACUUCUCCAGAGUCACUGAAACCAUUGAUUUGUGGAACUGCAACAAUAUUGCUCAAGAGUUUACAAUUUUCUUACACCACCAAUCAGAAAUAUGUUUGGGGAGGUGUUGGUGGUAGUAGGGAGGCAACAUGAGCCAUUUCCAUACUGCUCCCUGUACUAAAUACCUGUGUUGGUUCCUUAAGCAAAAAGGCCUCCAGCCUUCAUUAAAUCCAGUAAAUAAAGCUUUUAAUAAUCUGUUUUAUCAACUUUCUUCCUUCUCCUCCACCUUCAUCCGUUUUAUCUUCAAUUCUCAGGCUAUAGAAUGGAGAAAUUUUAAAAGAUACUUCAGCCAAAGCAGAAAGAUUUUCAUAGAUCCAAUAUGCAAAUUGUUCUGCUGUGACAUAGAUUAGAAAUUGUCCACUCCUUAACAUUGGCACAGGGAUUGGGGGAGCAGUGCGCAACAAAACUGAGUGAGUUAUGCAUAUUUCUGAUUGGUCAUUUUAGCCUGUUUCCUCUUGCAUACUUUUGGGGGAGAGAGGGUAAGGGUCCUGUAUUUCUUCUCAUGCUCUUAGGGAAAGCUGAUGACCACAGUCUGGGCAUUUCUCACUGUUACUCAUGUUCAAGAGAGGGCUUCUCAGUCUGCACUGAAAAAUGCAAAUUAAACUGGAUCUUUUGUCAAUGUGUACAUAGUACAAGCUUUUUUACUGGAAGUGAGGUUCAAAACCACACACUGCCCUUUUGGUGGUGUGCCUGCUGGGCCAAAAAUCGGGCGAUAAUGUAGUGUCACUUUCUCAGCUCAGUGCAGUUUCUACUUUUUCUUAUGGGAAAAUUUUUCAUAAAACCUUUUUGCACCAAAACCCAGGGAUGUUUUUUGCAAUAUCCUUGUUAUUGUUGUAGUGAUGCCAAGUCAGAGGCUUCUCUUGCCCUUUUCCUCCUGUGUUCUUAGGCCUCCCAAGGGCUGUUCGACACAACAGUCUACAUCCUUUGUUGUGUUUUGGAGAAUGUGGGAGUGGGGGUCAGAGUUCAAGGUGGCUGUUCCCUUAUCCUGUGAAUUCCUCCUAGUCCCUGUUUGGGGAAGGUGGCUGGAAACAGAUUUUUGCUAAAUCACUGGCUCGGAUCUUCGAGCCAGGAAAGGCAAGAGCCCACGAGAGCCUUCUUUUUUGACACACACUAAUCAUUGGCCGGGGUCUUGGUGACAAUUUUUUAAAUCCCAAAUAGUUUUAUUUGGAUUAUGUAAAAGUCUAUCAAGUUUAUUUAAGUGUGAAACAUGGGAACAACGGACUUCCACUGAGCGAUAUGAAAACGUUACAGGUUCAGUACUUCCAAAGGAAGAAACCUCCAAACCCAAAAAAGAAUAAAUAUGAAUUUGUAUUUUUGAAGAAUGUGAAAUAAUGGUGUUUGCUUAAUUGCUCAUUUUGUAUAAACUUAAUAUUGUACUUUAAAAUAUCUGCUACGAAGUGAAAAUUUAACUUUUUGAAUUGAAAAAGCAAUAUUAAAUACUAAUGAAAUCCUAAUUAAAUGCUUAUUUAAAUCUGGUA